Molecule: messenger RNA, 5551 nt
Organism: Seriola aureovittata
Lineage: Eukaryota; Metazoa; Chordata; Actinopteri; Carangiformes; Carangidae
Gene: marchf8
Product: membrane-associated ring finger (C3HC4) 8
Exons: 9
Coding region: 259-2070 (603 amino acids)
Biological process (GO): immune response; protein polyubiquitination; antigen processing and presentation of peptide antigen via MHC class II
Cellular component (GO): late endosome membrane; cytoplasm; lysosome
Molecular function (GO): MHC protein binding; ubiquitin protein ligase activity; zinc ion binding
Source: RefSeq, a predicted model, not a curated record
CCCGCGUGCGCCGCCUGUCCUUUAAAUUGAUUUUUUUUUCCCUUGUAUUUUUUUCACUCCAUCUUAACGCGGAAGUCAGUGACGCACCACCACACACAGCUGCUCAGCGGGGGCAAUGAAAUAAACAGAACGUCGUCAUUCGGUGCCAAACACAGCGGGCGGUACGGGCGAGGUGUCGCAAUUCAGACCAUCAUGCCCUUUGCUCUGGCAACAGGACAGGAAGUGUGUGUGUGAGCGUCCCUGGUUGGCUCUGCUGGGAUGAACAUGCCACUGCACCAGAUCUCUGUCAUCCCCCGUGAUGUGACCUCAUCGCGGGUGUCAGGCAGCGGGAAAGCUAAGGACAAGGACAAGCAGAAUGAGAAGCCUCUGGGUCAUUCAGCAAGCAGGUCCAGCAAUAUAUCAAAGGCGGGGAGCCCGACUUCCGUCAACGCUCCAUGCAGUUUCUCGAGGACAUCAGUAUCCCCAUCCAGCCAGGACAUCUGCAGCAGUCAGCAUCAGGACUGUCAGAAGCAGACCGCAGUGGUUCUGUUGAAUUCUAAUGGUAAAACCUGUCAAGGCUCAGGAGGUAUUUCAGUGACCACCUUCUGCAAAGACGCCCCACCAGCCUCCAAACACACUAAACAACGAGACUGGCUCUCUCUGCUCCGCCCAUCCUCCGUCAACAUCCAACCUAACGGCUCGCUCAGGUUUUCUGUGUCUCUAAAUGACGUGGGCCAGCGUGUGGACAGUCUCUGUCGUGGCCUGCACUUCAUAGAUCGCACCUGCUCCGAGGGAGAGCUGGAGCUGAAGCCUGAGCCUGCUCAGCCGCCUUGCUUGGAUCGAAGGGCGCACACACUCAAUGGCAAGCUGGCUGCGGCUACGGCACCCGCACACCAGCACCCAAAUCCAACCUUCUCAACACGCACCCACCCCCACCUCGUCCCCUCCUUCACCAACAACUAUAAGUACAUGUUGAGCGUUCCUCCCGCCAAUUGUUUUCCAUCUGACCCUUCUGUCGUUGCCCCUCCUCCCCCUCUUUCCAACACCCACCUCCACCAACAUCCCUCCCCAAGCGCCAAUUUCCUCCGUCUCCUCCUCCCCUUCUCUCGAUCCUCUACCUCGGCCAGCCUGCAGUGCUCUGAGCUGGGCAGCUAUGCCUCUCACCUCCACAUCACCAAGUCCUCUAGUGCCCUGCUGGAAGGCAGCGAGUCAGGGUUCCCCCCUGAGGAUCUCCUGGGAGAUGAUGACGUGUUUGAGGAGGACCGGUCCAGUCCAGCCACAAAGGGAACGGGCCAGCUGGCAACCCCAGAUACAGUCACCGUGGUUGGGCCAGGCGCUCUUCUAGCCCCCCUGUGCUAUAUGGAUGAGGACAGCGACUUGGACUGCUGCCCAUCCCCUUUGUCAGAGAAAACUGGGCCACUGUCACCCUAUUCGCUAUCUGGGGACUGCUGCAGGAUUUGUCACUGUGAAGGGGAUGACGAGAGUCCUCUGAUCACACCAUGCCACUGCACGGGGAGCCUGCGGUUCGUCCACCAGGCCUGUCUACAGCAGUGGAUCAAGAGCUCUGACACUCGCUGCUGUGAGCUCUGUAAAUAUGAGUUCAUCAUGGAGACCAAGCUCAAACCACUGCGCAAGUGGGAGAAACUACAGAUGACGGCGAGCGAGAGAAGGAAGAUCAUGUGCUCGGUCACCUUCCACGUCAUCGCCAUCACCUGCGUGGUGUGGUCGCUCUACGUUCUCAUCGACAGAACGGCGGAUGAAAUCAGACAAGCCGGAAGAAUCCCAGGGAUCCUGGAAUGGCCUUUCUGGACCAAGCUGGUGGUCGUGGCCAUCGGCUUCACGGGUGGACUGGUGUUCAUGUACGUCCAGUGCAAAGUCUACAUCCAUCUAUGGAGGAGACUCAAGGCUUACAACCGGGUCAUAUACGUCCAGAACCGACCAGACACGUGUAAAAAGCUGGCGCUGGAGAAGCCCCCUCUCAUGGAGCCGAGUCUGGAGAACAAGGAGGCCCUGGCCCCCACCCAGUCGGACACAAAUUCCUCCCAGUACACAGAGACAGAGGACUACAGUAUGGAAGUGCUCCAUGUCUGACCAAACAGUCCAUGCCAUUGGUUGUCCUACCCAUACUACACACACACACACACACACACACACACACACACACACACACACACAUAAACACACACCCACACCCACACUUAGGCCCACCAUGACUGAGGAACGACCAGACACUCCCCUUCCUGUGAUCAUCAGACUGACGCACUGUCUUCUUCUGGUCAUCUUGUCUUCCCACAGAGACAGACAGACCACGACUAACGUCUUCUAUCCACAUCCCUCCUAUCAGACCUUAUUCUUCCAUCGACCUGUACCCUCAGUCCACACCCUCGCCUCUCUCCUUCCCUAGGACUGGACUGUUUUUACUGACUUCUGUAAAUGUCUGAAGAGGCUUGGAGCAUACCACUCUCUGCGCGCGCACACACACACACACACACACACACACACACACACACACACACACACACACACACACACACACACACACACACACACACACACACACACAUACUCUUGUAUGUACACCUCUAGGAGAGCAGGACUGAGACAAAUGGACUCAUAAACGGCUCCAGGGGUUUACACUUCUCUGAUGCGUGGUUUGUUUGCUUGUGGGUUUGUUAGAUUUGUUUUUACAUCCUGUGAGUCUUGGGCUAACCCUCCGUGGAUCAGUAUGUAGCGCCGCGCAUCGGAUCUCUGGAACAUUCCAGCCACUGCCAUCUCUGUUGCUGUGGUCUGUCAAGUCCGCGCUGGUCUGGAUCCAACCAGGCCUUGAUCUGGACAUGCAUCGAAGCACUUUUGUUUUUUAGUUCCCUUUCUCUAGCUCCUCUCUUCCUUUUUUUUUCUCUAUUAUGAAUAAUGUCUUCUAUGUUAAACAUGGGGGAAAGCACACUCAAAAAAACUUGGAAAUGUUGGUUUCCUGUUUUAUUUGACAUUGCAUUUCUUCAUACGCAUAUAUACAUAUAUAUAAACCCUCCCAUGGAUGACAAAAAAGGAACUGGGGUUAAAAAAUCGAAUCGUGCUGAAAGAAACAUUUGGUUGAUGGGUUUUGACUAUGAAAUGUCAGACUCGUAGCUCUAAUGCAGAUAAUGGAAAAUCCAGCCACAUGACUUCUUUACCCCAACAUGAACUUUCUGAAGGCUUUGAGAAUGUAAACUUUUUAAAAAAUGAUUAAAAAAUGAAUAAAAUAUACAAAAAAAAAAACAACAUUUUUUACUGGUCACAGGAAAUUGCGAGAUAAUUUCCAUGUCCAUAACAAGAGCCUUUGGGCAUAAACAAAGUCGCUCGUGUUUUUCUAUCAUGCGAAUGACACAGUAUUUACAGUGUGAUAUGUGCAGUUUUUAAUAUGUUGAUUUGUUUGCUUAGUCAUGGGAUAUGCCUUGGGAAAUCUGCAGCUGCCUAUUUUCAGUCUGACCUCCUGUCACUCCCACUGUGCAGGCGGUGCAUUAAUUGAUUCCAAAUAGAUAGUUUGGAUUAAAACACUGGCAGAAUAAGCUUUAGGCACACUUUACAAUCCAUCUCCACAGUUAUGUUAACACACUUUAGCACAGAGUGCAAGGUGCCAGAUGUGAUGUUUCAACAUGACAUUUAGGAUCAUUACCGAGCAUUUCGGAUGAGCAGAAAUCUCAGUUUCAGUGUCUUGUUUCGUCUUGCUGGAGUCUCUCACAUGGUAGAGGAUGUCUAUUUUAGUAUUAAUCACAAGACAGCCAGCAUGUUCCUGCUAAUUUGAUUGAACGUUUUUUUCACAUCUGGCCUUAUGUGGUCUAAAUGACACAAGUUGUUCAGCACCUUUUUGUUUUUAAUUUCUCAAUAGAAGCACAGUGAAGCACAGCUUAAAUACUGUCACUGCAUUACUCCAAAAAUGUAACAUUUUCACUGUAGGUCAUUACAUUCAUCAACAAACAGAUCAUUUAUUUUGCAAUAAAAGCAAUGCAAUACAUCCAUAUGCUCCCUACCUGUGACAGACACAGUCAGCUCAUCACUCAUCGAUGAGCUGACUGGAGCGCCACCUGCUGGUGUGAAGCUGAAGGUGCAGCCUGAGGUGGGCAGGAGCUGAUUUCUGGGGGCGAUGUAUUUUGGGGCUUACAGUCAUUGUAAGUGCUUUUGUGUAUGUGGGAGCACAGCGAUGCCGGGCUCAUGUUGAGCCUCACAGCCAUUCCAGCAACACACACAUUUUUAAAGUCUUUGAUAACAGUGUACUGUCUGUGAACAAUGAUGGUCCAACUACAUACAUACUACAUGACAGUUUCUGCUCAGCAGCAGCAAUAAAUGAAAUCAGCGCUUUGUUUUCUGCAACAGUGCAUACCGUACUUGUGUUACUUGUGUAUAUGCCCCAUGGUGACUUGAGAUCUGGAGUCUAAUACAAUUUUAAUACAUAAUAUGAGCCAAGGGAGUAGUUGUGUGUCAAGUUGGAUUAAGACCUAGUAAUGAGAAGCUUCUCUGAAACUUCAAACCCCACGAGGCUCAGUGCAAUUAGACAGAUAAAAAGUGCAAUUACCCUUUUGUUGUUAUUCUAUUCUAUAGUUAUGUACUGGUGUUUAAUGUCCAGGAUGUCCUCUGGGUAUAAAAAAGUUUUUGUGUUGUAUUUAUUUUUAAAAGAAAACAGAGUACAAUUUGUUCAUUUAAAAAAACCCUUUCAUUAGUAAUUUUAUGCAACUUACACUUUGUUUUUUUUUCCCAGGCAUAAAUACCAGAAAAUCACUUCCACUUUGUUUUGCACUUUAGUUUGUCAUUUAGAUAUUAGUGUUGUAAAAAGCUUAAUGUGAGUAUCUGCUCUUUCUUCUUGCUUUUUAAAUUGCUUGCUGAAUUAUGUUUUAAAUAUGCAGAGUAUAGACAUUUAAUCACAGCAUCACAUUUGAAUGUUACUUGUUUUUCACAUAAAACAACAUGGAGUAUUCUGACGUUUCCAGUUUCUUCAAAAUGGAGGAUUAAAGAUGGACGGUGGAUUGUGCUUUUUCUUUUUUUUUUUUACUUUCUACUCAUAGGAGCUGGCUCCUUUCAUGAAGUCUGAGACAGAAGUUUUGAUGUAGUCUUGAUGAAGAUUGAGGCCGCUUUAGGACGCUUUUACAAGCAGGCAUGUUUCUGAGAGCAGCUUUUUCUUUCUCACUUUAUUUCUUAGUGUCUCUAUCACCAUGAACUGAUUUCUUCAUUUCCCUUCAAUCCUACUGAGCAGGAUAUCGACUGAGAAGGAAAGGUACUUUCUCAGCCUUUAAGUCUAGUCUUUCUGUCUUUACCCUGUCUCUUCCACUUUAUCAUGUCUGGGAAUAGUGUAACUUGCAUAAAGCUACAAUUGUUUACUACUGACUGGACUUGAACAUAUAUGACUGUUCCCCUGUCUUAUGAUAUCAUUCCACAAGUUUGUCUGUGAAUUUACUUUGGAAUAGUAACUGUAAAGAAUUUGGUAAAAGUACUUAUGUUUUUAAAAAAAAAAAUAUUGAUGUGUUUUCAGUUUAAUUCCCAUGUUUGAACAAAGUAUGUAGAGUUUAAAAGAACAACCAAAUAAAAAUUAAGUUACUUUUAA